AUGACUAGAUCAGAGGAAGCCAAUAGCCAUCCGGUUGAGAACCGUGAUGAUGUAAAGUUCCUAGUAACCAGUGCCGAAUUAAAAGCAAUUGUAAAUGAAGCAGUUGACAAAGCCUUAGCGCGACAGUAUAGUGAAUUCAGUGAAACCCACAGUAGAACCCUGUCUGCACCUCAUGCUAAGCCAAAGAACCAUUCUGAGGUUCGCAACAAGCCGCCACCUGCUUCUCCCAAACCUAAGAAAGAUGAGGAUCGUCAUUCCUCUAAUGAAAACAGUGUUCACCCUAAAAAGCUUGUGGUUGAUGAAACCCCACGUGCUAAAGGCUGCACAAGGAGAAUGCCUCCUCGAAGGAACAAUCAACUGCCCACGACCGAGGCAGGAUUACAAGAGCGCAUCUCACAGGCCAUCGCACAACAUGAGGUCCUUCGCUCUAAACACAACGGAGAGCCGGAGUUGAAGAGGAUAGAACGUUUCAUCUGGGGUUUGGCACCUCAGAUUCUGAGCAUGAUGACUACUUCUAAGUCUCUAAUGAUUUCCAAGGCUAUUGACUUGAGCGUAGCACUUACUGAAGAAGCAGUCAUGUUGGGCAAGUUCUCGAGUUCUGACGCAAGGAAGAAAGAGAUUCAUGUGGAGUCGUCUGGGGAACACAAGAGAAAGUUCACUAACUUCAAGAAGCAUCAUCACACAGGACGAUCUAGGUAUGGGAAAUGUGAGAACUGCGUCAAGGUAGGGCAUGCCAGGGAGGCGUGCUGGUAUGGUGCUGGACGAAGGAAUGGAGGAUCUGGUGGAAAUGGUAAUGGAAACCGCGGUGGUAAUGGGAAUCAGACUGGGAAUCGCAAUCAAGGAGGAAAUGGAAAUUUCGGGGGCAAUGGUAAUCGUGGUGGUUUUGGAAAUCAAGCUGGUAACGGAAACCGUGGUGGAAACAACAAUCAGGGUGGAAACAGAAAUGACAAUGGUUGCGGUCAAGGUUGCUUUGGUUGUGGUGAAAUGGGGCAUUUUAAGCGGGAUUUCCCAAAGAAUAACCAAGCUUGUGGAAGAGUGUUCAACAUUGGAGCUAGGGAAGCUCGCUAG
Molecule: messenger RNA, 1068 nt
Organism: Helianthus annuus (common sunflower)
Lineage: Eukaryota; Viridiplantae; Streptophyta; Magnoliopsida; Asterales; Asteraceae
Product: keratin, type II cytoskeletal 1-like
Exons: 4
Coding region: 1-1068 (355 amino acids)
Molecular function (GO): nucleic acid binding; zinc ion binding
Source: RefSeq, a predicted model, not a curated record